UAAAUUAUAUAAUAAAAAAAAAAUGGCGGAGCUUCAUGUUAUUGGAGAAGUCAUCGGAGCUAGUGGUUUUCCGUCACACAACUUAUACUGUAAAUGGUCUGUACAUGUAGAGGGAUCCUGGAAGCUCAUUGCCGGCUUAAAAGAAGGGCAAACUCAAGUUGAUAAUCCUCAAAAUGAGGAGGAAGCGAAAUGGGGGCAUCCGAUAGAUCUACAUUUUGCCACAAAGGGGCUAAAAGGAUGGCCAAAGUUCCACUUUCAAGUUUGGCACCAGGAUGCUUACGGAAGAAAUGAAAUUUAUGGUUAUGGGUACUGCCAUGUACCAACUUCGCCUGGGAGCCAUAAAAUUGACUGUGUAACCUGGAGACCGACUGGAAGCUGGAGAGAACAGUUGAGAACUUUUUUCGUUGGCGGAGCGCCUCAGUUGAAAUCGUCCGAUGUGAUUUACAGCGGAAGUGAUAGAUAUAGACUGAAGACAGAGGCGAUGGGCACCGUUCAUUUACAACUAGGAAUUGUGACGAGAAACUUCGAUAAGUUCGGUAUAGAGUGUUAAAAAAACUUUAAGAAAUAUUGUCCUUUUUUUCCUGGCAUAAUUAAUCGAUCAAGUCGAUUAACAAUCUGAACCAAAUCAAUCAACGAAAUCGAUAUUGAAAACUAAUAGCCUAUCAAUAACAAAUGUAGCUGUGGCUCUGUUUCAUUAAUAAGCAAUGUUCACUAUGCAACAAUAGUCUACCAAUCAACAUGAAUCAAGAACAUUAUGCACUACGGACAUGCACUAAUAGAUCAUAUGACCUUUUGGGUAAUUCAAGCCAAAAUAAAAAAAACCCUGUGACUUCUCACAUCAUCUCUUAGCAUAAGUCUCCUAUUGAUGUGAUUAGCUGACAAUACUUGUGUUACUUUCAUUAGUAGUCAUUGAUUGGCUCAUUAUAAAUCAAUACUAAUCAAGCAAUUUUCUUUGUUCGAUAUUGAUUUAAAAUUAUUGAUUGUCAUUGAUUAAUUAUGCCUGGAGAAAUUUCUGUAUUAAAUGUUAAAUUACAACCAGCAAAAACAAUAUAUGUAUGUGGAUUGAAAAUACAGCUGGAUUGUAACAGAUUUGGUUUUACCAUGGCAAUAUAGUAACCAUUAGUAGAGUUAGUAGUUUAGUAGAGUCCCACUACUACAAAGAAUCUGUGUGAAUAACUAAGGCCUACCCCAACUCUAGAACAUUUCUAGCUAUAGCCACUUUGAUGCAGGUAAAAUCAUUGCAAACUAGGCUGAAACAGACCAAACACAGCUGCGCCAGGUUUCACCCGAGGUAUGCACUAGGCAAGAUUGCUGGGGGAAUGUGUAACCUAAAAGUCAGGCAUUCAGUAGGAUUAUCAUGAAUGUUUUGGUGGACCCAUUGUCUAAACAUUCUUCACAAAAUAAAAAAUUAGUAAGAUAA
This is a messenger RNA of Nematostella vectensis (starlet sea anemone), 1420 nucleotides long. Its product is annotated as B9 domain-containing protein 2. Lineage: Eukaryota; Metazoa; Cnidaria; Anthozoa; Actiniaria; Edwardsiidae. The transcript has 2 exons. Gene Ontology annotation, cellular component: MKS complex. The record is from RefSeq and is a predicted model, not a curated record. Gene Ontology annotation, biological process: cilium assembly. Bases 23 to 550 code for a protein of 175 amino acids.